ACUUGGGGAGUGAGGUAGGCAGGCUUCCUCAAAGACAGGAAGUUAGGACUACGGAGCUCUGGUGCAGAGCUCAGACUACACAUUCACAAGCCACUUAAGAGAGCGGGCCGGUGCCAUGGGUAUUGGGCAGAAGUUGGCCUUUGUGUUGUUGCUGUUGCUUCUUCUGGUGGGCCUUAGGAAAUCCCUAUGGACAGCAGCUGCGGGCCUGGCCCUUCGUUGGUUGCUGGGAGACACCAUGUGUUUCGUGCUGCUCAGCCUGGCAGUGCUGGCGAAGCCCUGGAUCAGUUCCUGGAUGCCUCACUGGCUGAACCUGGUGGCUGCAGCCCUCACAUUAACCCUGUUGCCUCCACGGCCACCCCCAGGGCUUCGUUGGCUACACAAAGAUGUGGCCUAUUUAUUCAAGAUCGUUGUCUUUGGCCUGAAAGUCAGAAGACAACUGAAACAGCAGACCCCGGAAACCUUUGUGGAUAUCUUUGUGCGACAAGCACGAGCUCGGCCAGACAAGGUGGUCUUGGUGUGCACAGGGCCAGAGGCCUGCUCAAUCACUGCUGGGGAGCUGGAUACUCGGUCCUGUCAGGCAGCAUGGGCACUGAAGCCUGAACUGGACGGCAUCACAAGCCAGCAGGGCAGAGAAACUGCUGCUCUCUUGGUACUGCCCUCCAAAACUAUUGCUGCUUUGAGUUUGCUUCUGGGACUGGCAAAACUGGGCUGCCCUGUGGCUUGGAUCAACCCAAAUGGCCGAGGGAUGCCCCUAGUACACACUGUGGUGAGCUCGGGGGCACGUGUGCUGGUGGUGGACCCAGAUCUACAGGAGAGUCUAGAAGAAGUCCUUCCCAAGCUGCUAGCUGAGAACAUCCGCUGCUUCUACAUCGGCCACUCCUCACCCACACCAGGUGUGGAGGCUCUGGGGGCCGCCCUGGAUGCUGCACCCUCGGACCCGGUGCCUGCCAGCAUUCGAGGCACAGUCCAGUGGAAAAGUCCUGCCUUGUUCAUCUUCACCUCAGGAACCACCGGGCUCCCCAAACCAGCCAUUCUCUCACAUGAACGAGUCUUGCAGAUGACCAAGAUGCUGUCCUUCUGUGAGGCCAAAGCUGAUGAUGUGAUCUAUUGUGUCCUGCCUUUGUACCACACGAUGGGACUUGUCCUUGGGGUCCUUGGCUCCUUAGAGCUUGGAGCCACCUGUGUCCUGGCCCCCAAAUUCUCUGCUUCCCGCUUCUGGGCUGACUGUCGGCAGCAUGGUGUGACAAUUAUCCUGUACGUGGGUGAGGUCCUACGGUACCUGUGUAAUAUUACCCAGCAAUCAGACGAUAAGACACAUACAGUCCGCUUGGCAGUGGGCAACGGACUUCGGAGCGACGUGUGGGAAACCUUCCAGCAACGCUUUGGCCCUGUUCGCAUCUGGGAAGUCUAUGGCUCCACAGAAGGCAACAUGGGCUUUGCCAAUUAUGCAGGGCGCUGCGGUGCGGUGGGCAAGACGAACUGCAUUCUUCGAAUGCUGUUUCCCUUCGAGCUUGUACAGUUUGAUGUAGACACAGCACAGCCCGUGAGGGACAAGCGAGGUUUCUGCAUCCCUGUGGGGCCAGGGGAGGCAGGUCUCUUGUUGACCCAGGUACAAAAGCACCAUCCCUUCCUGGGCUAUCGUGGUCCCCGGGAACAGUCCAAACGGAAACUGGUGUCAGAUGUGCGGCGCUUAGGAGACCUCUACUUUAAUACCGGGGACGUGCUGGCCCUGGACGAGGAAGGCUUCUUCUACUUCCGGGACCGCCUGGGAGACACCUUCCGGUGGAAAGGCGAAAAUGUGUCCACACGGGAGGUGGAGGGAGUAUUAUCACUGGUGGACUUCCUACAGGACGUGAAUGUCUACGGUGUGCCUGUGCCAGGGUGUGAGGGUAAGAUGGGCAUGGCUUCUGUGAAGCUGGCUCCUGGGCAGAGUUUCAAUGGGCAGAAGCUAUUCCACCACCUCUGCUCCUGGCUCCCUGCCUACGCCAUACCCCAUUUCAUCCGUGUCCAGGACUCCCUGGAGAUCACCGGCACGUUCAAACUGGUGAAGUCCCAACUGGCUCGUGAAGGCUUUGAUGUAGGAAUCAUCACUGAUCCCUUGUACAUACUGGACAACAAAGCCCAGACCUUCCAGACUCUAACGCCGGAUGUGUACCAGUCUGUGUGCGAGGGAACCUGGAAGCUCUGACCAUCCAGCCAACCCAAAGGACAUCUGGAAGUGUGAGGAUCCAGGCUGGCCACUGCCCUCGCUCUGGGUCACCUCCCAACCUCAUCAAAGUUGCCAGGAUCCCAGAUGCACAGGGCCCUGUAGCUCCAUGAAAAUAAACCUGAAUAUGUAUGCAGA
Nannospalax galili (Upper Galilee mountains blind mole rat) is the source of this 2344-nucleotide messenger RNA. It is a transcript of the gene Slc27a5, whose product is annotated as solute carrier family 27 member 5. Gene Ontology annotation, biological process: very long-chain fatty acid metabolic process; triglyceride mobilization; bile acid biosynthetic process. Lineage: Eukaryota; Metazoa; Chordata; Mammalia; Rodentia; Spalacidae. Gene Ontology annotation, cellular component: endoplasmic reticulum; endoplasmic reticulum membrane. The transcript is spliced from 10 exons. Gene Ontology annotation, molecular function: long-chain fatty acid-CoA ligase activity; long-chain fatty acid transmembrane transporter activity; fatty acid transmembrane transporter activity. The record is from RefSeq and is a predicted model, not a curated record. The coding region runs from base 116 to 2188 and encodes 690 amino acids.